CUUCUCUCUUCAUCCUUAUCAGAAAUUAAUUAAAACCUUCAUUGAAAGAAAAUAUAGAAAAACGUUUUCCUCCUGCUGCUUUCUGCUUCCGUCGUCUCGAAGGUUCGAAGAAAACGAGAACACACGGCUUCGCUUUACUCCCAAAGCUAAUCCAAGCGUUUUCCCUUUUUUAUUGUCUCCAAUCACAAAAUCGAUUUCCAGUGUUCUGAUCGAUGGCGUCGGAUCGGGUCAACUCGGGAUCGAAAGGCUUCGAUUUCGGGUCCGAUGAUAUCCUCUGCUCUUACGACGACUUCACCAACCAGGACGAAUCUAACGGUUCCAACUCCGAUCAUGCGAUCGCUUCCACCAACUCCAAUAAGGAGUUUCACAAGACGAGGAUGGCGAGGUCUUCGGUGUUCCCUACAAGCUCUUACAGUCCACCUGAAGACUCUUUGAGCCAAGAGAUUAAUGCAACUGUUGAGAGGACUAUGAAGAAGUACUCUGACAACAUGAUGCGCUUUCUUGAAGGCAUCAGCUCUCGCUUGUCUCAGCUUGAACUGUAUUGUUACAAUCUUGAUAAGACUAUUGGUGAGAUGAGAUCGGAUUUGAGUCGUGAUAACGAGGAGGCUGAUGUUAAGCUUAGGUCUAUUGAUAAACAUCUCCAAGAGGUGCAUAGGUCGGUGCAGAUUCUUAGAGAUAAACAGGAGCUUGCGGAUACUCAGAAGGAGCUAGCGAGGCUUCAACUUGUGCCGAAAGAUUCAUCUUCCUCGUCACAUGGUGAGGAGCGGGUUGCGACUCCGGUUCCAGAGCCUAAGAAGAGCGAGAAUACCUCAGAUGCACACAACAACCAGCUUGCACUUGCUUUGCCUCACCAAAUAGCUCCGCAGCCACCAGUGCAUCCACAGCAACAGCAGCAGCAGUAUUACAUGCCUCCUACUACACAGCUUCACAACACACCUGCACCAGCUCCUCCUUCUCAACCUCAGGCACCACCAGCGCCGGCUCAGUUCAUGCCCCAACCUCCUGCUCCAUCUCACCCAAGCUCAGCUCAGACUCAGUCAUUCCCACAGUACCAGCAAAACUGGCCUCCGCAGCCACAGGGCAGGCCACAGUCCAGUGGAGCCUACCCAACAUACUCGCUUGCGCCACCAAGCAACCAGUCUCCAGUAGAACCGUUGCCAAGCAGCAUGCAGAUGCAGUCACCAUACGCGGGACCUCCUCAACAAUCCAUGCAAGCUUACGGUUACGGUGCACCACCACCACCACCACAGGCUCCACAGCAGACAAAGAUGUCUUAUAACCCCCAGACAGGCGAUGGGUAUCUACCUUCAGGGCCUCCUCCUCCUGGGUAUGCCAAUACCAUGUAUGAAGGUGGGAGGAUGCAAUAUCCACCACCUCAGCCACAUCACCAGCAGCAAGCCCAUUACAUGCAAGGUCCACAAGGUGGUGGUGGGUACGCUCCUCAGCAGCACCAGGCAGGUGGUGGAAACAGUGGGACACCACCUCCUGUGUUAAGAUCAAAAUACGGUGAACUGAUAGAGAAGCUAGUGAGCAUGGGUUUCAGAGGAGACCACGUGAUGGCGGUGAUUCAGCGGAUGGAGGAGAGUGGUCAAGCUAUAGACUUUAACGCCCUCCUUGACAGACUGAGCGGGCAGUCCUCAGGUGGGCCUCCCAGAGGGUGGUGAAGCCAUUGUGGCUCCUCUACUUGACAAUAAAAAUUGUUAUCAAGGCUUACGUCUCUUACGCUAUAGGCCCUAGUUUUAUUGGGCCCAAUAGACUGGGUCUGUUGUGUAUCUUUUUUUUUUUUUUUUAUGUUUCUGUGUGUAUGAGGGAGUUUCUCUACUUCGUUUGUAUUGGAUCGUCGACUUCUUUUAUAUGGACCCUUCUGUAUAGAUAGAUUCAUGGAUGACAAGCUUCUUAAUUUUAGCAUGUACGAAACUGUUACGUUUUGGUAUUCUUACCAAAAUAUUUGUCUAUUUUUAUUUUUUUGGCAAUCUUGGUCUACUUUUAUUUGUUA
Messenger RNA from Eruca vesicaria subsp. sativa (arugula), 1996 nucleotides. NCBI's taxonomy places the organism in Eukaryota, Viridiplantae, Streptophyta, Magnoliopsida, Brassicales, Brassicaceae. The record is from the annotation of a GenBank genome assembly.